AUGGAGCGGCCGCGCAAGAAGCAGCGCACCCUGAGCCACGUGUUCAAGGAGCCCGGCGCAGAUUUCCUAGCGCACCUGCGCCACCAAGGGUUUGCAGUCCUUGAGGAAACUCUGGGCAAAGAGAGCAGGGACCUCUUCUUGCGUGAGUUUUGGUCGGCGGUGGGGCAAGUGACGCCCGGCGUCAAGGAGAAAGACCCCACAACCUGGCACAUGCUUCCCAGAGGCAACAAAGGCCUGGUGAGCACCAAUGGACUUCCCCAGGCCGACUUCGCUUGGAGGGUGAGGCAGGCGCCUCGGGUCAAGGCAGCCUUUGCCGCCAUCUUUGGUACGGAAGAUCUGGUCGUGAGCACUGAUUCCAUCAUUGUACAGGCGCGGAAGCAGAAGAGCAAGCGACCCUCGUGGCUGCACAAGGACCAGGCGCCCGACCUUCCGCGUGGCUUCUCCGUCCAGGCGAUCUACUGCUGCUAUUCCAGUGGUGCAGAAGAUGCGGGAACUUGCCUGGUGCCGGAAAGCCACAAGUCGGUGCAUCCGUGGGAACUGGAGCUGCCACAAUCAGACCGUGACGGGAAUUUUCUGCUGGCCCCAAACCAAAGGGACUACGAGGCCAUGAAGCCGGAUGUCCCGGAAGAUGGCAUCAUCUUCUUCGACUCCCGGCUCUUGCAUGCCAACGUCGACGCAAAGGCGGCCAGACAAGACCGCCUGGCGCGCCUGUGCGUGCCGGUGGCCAUGGCUCCCAGGAGCCGACGAAGCGAGAGCACCAAGGCCAAGAAGGUCGACCUGUACUUGUCUGGCAAGGCCUCCAGCCACUGGCCUUGCGACCGGUUCGCGGCCAAGAGGACGCCUCGGUGGUGCCACACCAAAGGUUCCGCGCAUUUGCCCCUCCCUUCUGCAGAUCCUGGGAGGCUGGCGCUGCUUUGA
This is a messenger RNA of Symbiodinium natans, 918 nucleotides long. The record is from the annotation of a GenBank genome assembly. NCBI's taxonomy places the organism in Eukaryota, Dinophyceae, Suessiales, Symbiodiniaceae.